Molecule: messenger RNA, 594 nt
Organism: Ostreococcus tauri
Lineage: Eukaryota; Viridiplantae; Chlorophyta; Mamiellophyceae; Mamiellales; Bathycoccaceae
Source: the annotation of a RefSeq genome assembly
AUGGCUCGAUACCGUGGACCCCGCGUGAAAAUUGUACGUCGUCUUGGAGAAUUACCAGGAUUAACAACAAAAAUUCCAAACCGUAACUACCCAGCGGGACAACAUGGACCGUCAUCUGGAAUGACGAAAAUGUCGCAAUACCGUGUACGUUUACAAGAAAAACAAAAAUUACGUUAUAACUACGGGGUAAGUGAAAAACAGUUACUCAGUUAUGUCCGACGUGCACGACGCAUGAAAGGACCAACUGGAGAGUUAUUACUCCAAAUGCUUGAAAUGCGUCUUGAUGCUGUUGUGUAUCGACUUGGUUUUGCACCAACAAUUCGUGCAGCACGUCAAUAUGUAUCACACGGUUUAGUAACAGUAAAUGGACAAGCUGUAACAAUCCCAAGUUACCAAUGUUCGGUUGGGGAAGUUAUUAAAAGUAACUCCGCUCCAAUCGUAGAGCAUGCAAAAACAUUUGGUGGUGUAGUUCCUUCACACCUUUCUGUUGAUAAAAAUAAUGCAACAGGAAAAGUAGAACGUAAUGUAACACGUUCACAAAUUGGAUUGACCGUUAACGAAUUAUUAAUUAUUGAGUUUUACUCACGUAAGUAA